Molecule: messenger RNA, 1186 nt
Organism: Salvia splendens (bonfire salvia)
Lineage: Eukaryota; Viridiplantae; Streptophyta; Magnoliopsida; Lamiales; Lamiaceae
Product: probable carboxylesterase 2
Exons: 1
Coding region: 105-1028 (307 amino acids)
Molecular function (GO): hydrolase activity
Source: RefSeq, a predicted model, not a curated record
CUGCUGUGGCUGAUUGCAAAGCAGGGGACCAAACCCGUUCAGUUAAAUAGAGCUUGCCCCAGUAACUGAAAAAAUAAGAACUACACAAUCUUUCACUCUCAUCAAUGGCCGACGAAAUCGUCCACGAUUUCUCCCCUAUGUUCAGAGUCUACAAAAAUGGAAGACUUGAGAGGCUUACUGGCGAAGAUGUCGUUCCCCCAUCUCUAGAUCCAGCCACCGGCGUCCAAUCCAAAGACGUCGAAAUCGCGCCAGAGAUCAACCUCUCCGCUCGGAUUUACCUCCCGCCCAACGCCGAUCCUACCAAAAAGCUCCCGCUUCUCGUCUACUACCACGGCGGCGGCUUCGUCAUCGAAUCCCCCUUCUCCCCGCUCUAUCAGAAGCACCUCAAUCAGUUAGUCGCCCAAGCUAACGUCGUCGCCGUCUCGGUUAAUUACCGAUUAGCCCCCGAAUUCCCGCUCCCGGCUGCUUUCGAGGAUUCAUGGCGCGCUCUCAAUUGGAGCGCGGAGGGAAAGGAGGAGUGGAUCAACGAAUUCGCAGACCUGAAGCGUGUGUAUUUAGGCGGGGACAGCGCCGGCGCGAAUAUAGCACACAACAUCACAGUCCGGGUCGGGUGGGAGAAUCCGGAGGGUUUCAAUUUGCAAGGGAUUUUCCUGAAUUGCCCCUACUUCGGGGGCGUGGAUCCGAUUGGGAGAGAAACGACGGACAAGGGUUGGAGGGUGUUUUGUGAGAAAUUGUGGCGAUUUGUUUGCCCGAGCUUGAGGGAUACCGAUGAGGGAUGGGUGAAUCCGGGUAAGGAUCCGAAGUUAUCGGGUUUGGGUUGUGGUAAAGUGCUGGUUUAUGUAGCAGAGAAGGAUUUUCUUAAGGAUAGAGGGUUGUAUUACAAUGAGGUGCUGAGCAAUUGUGGAUGGAAGGGUGAAAUCGAGUGUAUUGAUGUUGCAGGGGAAGAUCAUGUGUUCAGUGUGUUUGGUCCAGAUACUCAGGCUGGUAUCGAUAUGAUCAACAAAGUGGCUUCCUUUAUUAAUAACUAAAUUGUAUGUCAAGCUUCAAUAAUUAGCCCCAAUUAAUUGGUAUAAUUUGGCUGUGACUUGUGAUGCAACUUUGAUUGGCUUUUCUUCUAUUUGUUGUGUUUUGAGAGUUGUUUGCAUUUGAAACAUAGGAGUAAUAAAAUUUCAAUUAUGUGAUUUUA